Molecule: messenger RNA, 663 nt
Organism: Lasiodiplodia theobromae
Lineage: Eukaryota; Fungi; Ascomycota; Dothideomycetes; Botryosphaeriales; Botryosphaeriaceae
Exons: 1
Coding region: 1-663 (220 amino acids)
Molecular function (GO): protein binding
Source: RefSeq, a predicted model, not a curated record
AUGGCCGGGCAGGAUAAUGGAAUCACUGAUGCGACAACUGCCGAAAAUCGUGAACGGCAAUUGAACGAAGUCACGUUACUGGAGAGCAUGUACCCUGAAGAGCUGCAAAUCAUCAAGCAUCCAAAAAGUCAGGAUGACGACUUCGAACUCGAGGUCCGUCUCGAUCCUGCUCACUCGUUGUCCUUCGUUCUCUCACCCAAAACCUACCCGGCGUCUUCUGGCCCCCAGGUUUUUCUCUCCUUUGGAUCCGACGUUUCGAACGAUAGCAGGAGACAGUUGCGCGCUCACCUGCGAGACAUUGUAGAUAGGCAGGAGCCUGGUAUAGAGUGCGUCGACCUUAUUAUUGGCGAUUUCCGCCAGACUCUGGACGAUUUCAACGCGUCCGCCCAGGACGACGCACAGCGCGCUGGGCAGCAGGCAAGCCCCAACGCCUCCCAAGACCAAGCUUUGCGCGUGGUUCUAUGGAUGCAUCAUUUGCUAGCUACCAGUAAGCGCCGUGCCAUCGUGCAGCUUUCCAAGGAGCUUGGCCUCGGUGGCUUUUCGAAACCUGGAUAUCCGGGCAGCGUGUUCGCUGAGGGCGAGGCCACUGCCGUGCGCACUUUUGUCGACGAACUCAAGGUCCAUUUCCUGUGCUGGCCGCAACACGUACCUAUGCUGACUUGA